This is a messenger RNA of Acanthaster planci (crown-of-thorns starfish), 6288 nucleotides long. Its product is annotated as inositol polyphosphate 5-phosphatase OCRL-like. Gene Ontology annotation, biological process: phosphatidylinositol dephosphorylation; signal transduction. Gene Ontology annotation, molecular function: phosphatidylinositol-4,5-bisphosphate 5-phosphatase activity; inositol phosphate phosphatase activity. Gene Ontology annotation, cellular component: membrane. NCBI's taxonomy places the organism in Eukaryota, Metazoa, Echinodermata, Asteroidea, Valvatida, Acanthasteridae. The record is from RefSeq and is a predicted model, not a curated record.
UAAACGCAUCCUCUGCUCAGCACUUGAAGGUUAUUUUUCUCCAGAGGGAUACUCAGCUAAUCUCAGAUGAACUUGUGUAGUGGGUUAAAUUUCAUCUGGUCUCCUUUUCCCCAUGCAUACAAUUUUGGCUGGUACUCUUAGGACAUGUACUGUAUAAGAGCAUAAGACUUUGCCUUACUUUCAGUUACCAGCUGUAUGACGUAACGCAAACUCAGCUCUUUUAACCCUGCCAUACGCAGUUCGCACAGUGCCCCAAAUAAAGAAAUACGGUGGUUUCCCACAAUGUUACAGUUUGUUAAAAUUUAAAACAAAAAAGCCAUCAGAUGUCUUGUAAGUGUGCAUGUUAUUGCUCGGCACAUCCACAUUUUAUUACUUCUACCUUGACCGCUCGUCACCAGGAUGACAUAUUUUGUCAUUAGAGCGAGUCACCAAGUUUCCCUAUUAACUCAGUGUCCAAUCCAGGAAGUCUGCUGUUGAUUUCUUCAGACUCUAACUUGUCAAGGAACCCCCCCCCCCAAAUUUCAUUACAGGAAAUCACACGGGUCAAUUGUUUCACAACAGUGUGCCCUGUUUAUUACUGCCAUUACGAGGCUCAAAUGACAUGGGAAGAAUGUUUGAGAGCAAUCUAGAGGACUGGGAAGUCAGCGCAAGGUCAGGUCACAGGGUCAUGGGCUGAUCUGGCUUGGAGCUGGAAUAGGCAAUUACUGUAGUGUUUUUGCGUAGAGGCCAGACAGGAUGUAAGAGAAUUGGAACACACUGGUCCACUAUGCACAGUGGGGCCUACAUGUAAAUGCACAUGUUGUACAUGGACGCGUACAUAUCCAGUCUUGUUUGCCUCUGUGUGUGAGAGAUCUCUGUAAACUGAGUCGGCAGUGCGGUCUAUUUCUACCUCCAUGGUCAUACAGUUCUGCUUAAGAUGGUUGUGCAGUUUUGAUAGAAAUGAAAGAAGCUCAGCAGGUGGACAACGUACAUGUACAUGAACGCCGACGGUAGAUCAGGGCAUCUUGCAAGUCAAGAUCAACUCCCCGGAUUCUGCCUUAGUUGUUGAGGUUCCGUUCGAACCCAGAUCCUCCAGUUUCUUCAUGAACAUCAAAAAGUGUGCAAACGUGUGCGUGGAGAGGAUGAAGCAGAACGUAGCUCCACAGUUCCAGUGGUUGGACAAGUACAGGGCCCAGCUGGUGGCGGCGCUGGGCUCCCCGCAGGACCCGUUCGAGCCAGCCACCUUCUAUGCCACUAUACCGGCCUCCAACACGUCCCCGUCCACCAACCAGCCGGCCCUCGUUGAGCCGUUCCUGGACCCUUUUGCCGAUCUGGCCAGCAGGGGGCAGCCUCGCAGGACUAGCGAGUACGUGAAUGCGGCGGACAGAAACGCGGAUCUCACGACAGUGAUCCCUGCCCCGCACUCUGCCAACACUCUGCCUGCCAUGUCCAGUCGGAACAGUUAUGUCAAUUGUCCCGAGGAUCCAGGAUUUCUGGUAGACCUAGAAGGGAACAUUUUGACACCGCCAACGAUGGUUCACCCAGAACCCCCAAAGGACGGCAUUCCUUCAGCUAGUCCGUGGAAGCAAAGCAAUAACUUGUCGGAGUCAAACAGAAUAUCAACGUCAUCCAGUUCAAGUUCAGAAUCUAAAACUCAGAGCUCUCUGCUUGGCUUUGAGGACGACUUCAAUGACUUCAUUAAAGUUUCUACGUUACAACCGGCCGGUACUUUGUACGAGAAUGCCUCCACGGCUUCAAUUACGAACUCCGGCUCCACUGGAUCAUUGGAACUGUUCACAGACCAGUCUUCAAAAUCUUCUACACUUGUCCCUGCUGACGACACAGACCUAGGCGGCUACGCCACCAUCAAGCCCGUCUUCAAGCCGGCCGGCAUCCGGCCCGAGAUCCUGAAGCGGCGGGAGGCCGAGUACACUUUUCCUCACGAGUUCCGGGUCUUCGUGGGCACCUGGAAUGUCAACGGCCAGACGGCCUCGGAGAGCCUGGCGCCCUGGCUGAACGUGGACGACAGGCCGGCUGACCUGUACGCCAUUGGCUUCCAGGAGCUGGACCUGAGCAAGGAGGCCUUCCUCUUCAACGACUCGGCCCGGGAGGAGGAGUGGAACAAGGCCAUCGAGAAGACGUUACAUCGGGUUGGCUCUUACAUCAAGGUGAAGCUGGUGCGGCUUGUAGGAAUGAUGCUGCUGGUCUUUGCCAAGGAGAGGCACGCGCCUUUCAUCCGCGACGUCAUCGCCGACACCGUGGGCACGGGCAUCAUGGGGAAAAUGGGUAACAAAGGAGGCGUGGCAGUGAGGUUCGAAUUCCACAACACGUCAUUCUGCUUCGUCAACUCUCACCUGGCAGCCCACAUGGAGGAAUACGAGCGGAGGAACCAGGAUUAUAACGACAUUUGCAGCAGAAUGAAGUUUGAGUUGACACCAGAGGGGCAGCCCUUAUCCAUCACCCGCGGUCAUGAAGUGGUCAUCUGGAUGGGGGAUCUCAACUACCGCAUCAGUGACCUGUCGGUGGACGUAGUGAAAGUUCACAUUGACAGCAAAGACUUCAAGACACUCAUGGAGCAUGACCAGCUGUUCAGACAGCACAGAAUAGAGAAAGUAUUCAAAGGGUUCAAGGAAGGAGAGAUCACGUUCCGACCAACCUACAAGUACGACCCCGGCACAGACAACUGGGACACAAGUGAGAAGCAGAGGGUGCCCGCCUGGUGCGAUCGCAUCCUCUUCAAGGGCAAGACAAUCAAACAGCUAGUCUACCGCAGCCACGAUAAGUGCAAGCUGAGUGACCACAAGCCGGUCAGCAGUCUCUUUGAUAUAGAGGUGAAGGUCGUUGAUGAGAAGAAGUUCAAGCAGGUUGUGGAGGAGGAGAUCCGCAAGUUGGACAGGCAAGAGAACGAAGCACUACCUCAAGUCGCCCUCAGUCGGAACGAUCUGAAGUUUAAGGACGUGCGCUACAUGGAACCGCAGAUGCUAACGCUGGACGUCGCCAAUGUCGGCCAGGUCAACACAGUGGCCAAAUUUGUCAACAAACUGGACGACAAGCACUUCUGUAAGGGCUGGUUAAAGGUGGAACCAGUGGAAGUAUUCUUGAUGCCCGGUGACACAGUGGAAUUCUCCAUCGUAGUACAAGUUGACAAGAGCUCCGCGGCUGCCCUAAACUCAGGGGAAGACAAUCUGGAGGACAUACUGGUGUUUCACCUCGACAACGGCAAGGAUUACUACAUCACGGUCAGCGGCAACUACAUCCCCAGCAGCUUUGGCUCCUCCAUCGAAGCCCUGGUGCAGAUGCACGGUCCCAUCGGCGAGAUGACCCCCAAGGAGGUUAGGCGGCUGGAGAUGGGCACGGCCGGACAGGAGGCGGCCAAGGGGGCAGACAUGACCUUCCAGCGCUUUGACAUCCCCAAAGAGAUCUGGAUGAUGGUGGACCACCUCUUCAGGAACGCAACCAAAACGGAGAAUCUGUUUAGUGAGGAGGGGCUCCACAAGGACAUCCUAGCCAUCAGGGAUAGUCUGGAUAUCGGGUACCCGGAAGAAAUGCCCGAUAAUCUGCACUCUGUUGCCGAGGCCCUGCUCAUGUUCCUAGAGUCGCUGAGGGAACCAGUCAUUCCAUACCGCUACUACAACAAGUGCCUGGAGUGUGCCAACAACUUUGUUUUGUGUAAACAGGUUUUAAGUCAAAUCCCAAAGAGCCAUCGCAACGUCUUCAAGUAUCUGGCUGCCUUCAUUCGCGAGCUCCUGAUGAAUAGUGACGAGAACAAACUAGACACCAAGACACUCGCCACCGUCUUCGGGGAAAUUUUCCUGAGAGCACCCCCUAACGAGCGGGAUGCUAACCAGGCACGAGGCCGCGCGAACAUGCAGCAGGUAUCCCGCAAGAGGGCCACGUUCGUCUACCAGUUCAUCAUCAAUGAAUAUGACGAGUGAUUACCAAACUGCCUCAGCAUUAUAUUUGGAACAGCUCAUUCAUCAAAACCAUUCUGAGACUGUGGACCAGUAGAAAGCCUCCGGAAAGAACGAGACACUCUGAUCGAUGGCCACGGAAAUACGGCACAAGUCAGAUUUGUGUCUGUCACUUUUGUAGAGCCAUAUGAUCGCAGGCAGUUUGUCUGGUUGCUUUCACAACAUCCUAGUUGGUCUGAAUUUGCAAAUUAAACAUGAAAUGCAGCGUUGUCAAAUUUAUAAAUGUUUGAAUAGAUGUUUGUUGGAUGAAUUGGUGGUUUUUUUCCCAAGAAAUUUCCAAGGCGGUUAGAAAAGUCUUAAGAUUCAAACAUAUCAUGUUGGUUGUUUGAAAAAAGAGCAAACAGGAAAACAAAUGUUUCUUGUCAGAAACUCAGGCCAGGUCAAAUUUGCUACUUAAACGAUGAGUGUGAGCUGGACCAAAAGAGGGCGCAAUUUUCCUAGCAACAGAGUCUCCUUGGUGGGAACUGCAGUUGCGCUGGUUCACAUAUGAAAUGCAUGCGUUGCGGUCGCGGGGCUACCAACAAAAUGAACACAUGCACUCCCCACCAAAAUGAAUCUUUUCAACCGACGACGGGGUGCUUCUGCUCAAGCUGAAUGGCCAGUUUCUGUAACGAGAUAUGAUUGUCCAGAAAAAACCAGGACUAAUCUGCUACAUCCCUGCGAUGGACGUUGACCGUUCAGAAAGGAUGCAUCAACAGUCUCAUUGACUGCCAGUCGUGGUCACUGAUUGGCCCAUUGUCAGCACAUUCUUGUACCCAGCGUUGUACAUGCACAUGACGGCAAACACCGGCUGGUGUCAUUGGUCACUAUAUAUAUAUAGAGAAGGCCUCUGCAUUGGUCAAGUUGUACUAAAUGAAAUGUACUAAGAAUGAGUUACUCAAUGCACAAUUUAACGUAAUUAAAGCUACACCAGCGUCUGAACUUAAUCUCGCUCUGAUUGGUCGAUGAAGAGAAGCAAUGCCUGUUUGAUUUGGUUAGAUUCUUUUCCCUUUUAUUUGUGUUAAAUUGGGUUUUGAUUUGUUAUUAAUUAAGUGAUGCACAGUUUUGCAUGUGAACCUUACAUCAAUUUUAAUCAGCCUUCAGAUCUUAGGAUUUAAACAUUUUAAAUUUCGAUUUCAGUGAUGGCACUUAAUUGUUCCCAUUCAUUAGAUGCACUUUCUCUCUUCCGUACGUCGUAGGACAGUAAUAUUGCCUCCGACACUUUUUCUGAAUCGCGGUUGGCAGUCGGGAUGAGUUUGGGUUUUUUUUCCCAAGUGAGAAAGGGGAAAAAAUUAGAGAGAUGGUUGGUCAAGAUAAUCCAGAAGUCAAAUUUGAGGAAGACUUGUCCCAACCGUGGGGAGUUUGUUUUCAGCGCGCAGAAGUGCUAACCUCUUCAGCUGAGUCCAUUUCUGCUACCUUCUUUACCUAUUGAGACUUGGUAAUGGUGAACUUUGUCUCAUGUUUACCGCGUUACAUGGUGGCAAAGUCUCGCUAUCUGAAAAAUAUUUUUUAAAAAUUCCAAGACUCGCUUUGUCAAGAGGAGGGAGUCCUCGUAAAUGUUAUUGGAGCAUGGAUUUGAAUAUUGCAUUGAAUCUGACCAGAAUCCAUUACUGUCUAUAUUAAUAUAUGUAUAUGUGCAAAGUGUGUACUGUAUUCUGUAACCUCUAUUGAUGAAUGAAGAACCAUGCCAACACAUCUUCAUGUUGAAAAAAAAAAUUGGUUUUAUUGGUAUUUUUGGAGGGUGGCUUUGCUUGUUCUUGGUUUGGUUGAUUUUGUGUGUUGUUUGUUUUUUAAUUUCAGUUCUUUAUGUUUUUAUGAUGUUUUUAAACGACUGACUAUUUUAGUCAUUGAUCCGUUAUCCUGGAGCUUUUAUUUCAUCCAAAUGCUUGGCUCAGUGGAAACGCCGAAAAUUAACUAGCGUUAACAACAAUAAUUGUAAAUAGGCUAAAAAAUACCAACUCCCUCCUUAUGCCACUGAAUCUCAUUGUCCAUAUUUUAGACAUUUAAACCCUGUGAAAUAUGUGUAUGAAAAUUGGAACAUCAUCUCACUGUAAAAGAAACAAGCACACAAAUUUGUCUGGCCCUCAUCUGUUGGAGCUUAACUCUGAAUCCCUGUUGGCCAAGAAAUAUGUUUAGUAUGUUUCUCACAGAUUCGUUGGUUUUCGAUUGCCUUUCAACCGAAUCAUGACUGUUGCCAUGCAAUGUGUGCUUCACGGCUGUUUGUAAAUAUGCUGCUGAAAAAAAAAUCAAAAUGUUGUAUUUAUAAACAGUACUAGCCUUAUAAAUUUAAUUAUUUUAGAGGUGGUGAUGAAUGGUAUUGAGCAAUACUGAUUGCAUUAAAUUAUGAAAUUCAGACUGA